Molecule: messenger RNA, 1032 nt
Organism: Mesorhabditis spiculigera
Lineage: Eukaryota; Metazoa; Nematoda; Chromadorea; Rhabditida; Rhabditidae
Source: the annotation of a GenBank genome assembly
AUGUUCCUAGGAAGUGGACAGAGCCCCAUGCAAACCAGUGGUGAUUCGCCAAGGAGAGAUUCAGAAUCAAAAGAAGGUCCGGAAGAACCGACGAAGAAGACGCCUUCUUUCCUCUUCGGCGCCCGACGUCGAUCCAUCGCGGCUACGGGCAACUACUCCUACGAUCCUUACGGUUCUCCACUGCCCGCGCACAUCAGGGAGCCGGGUUCCGGAAAGAAUGUGCAUUGGUCCCCAACCCUCGUCCAAGAGAAGCACAUCACCGAGGAGCAGAGUGCUACCAAGCCGACUUCGAGUAUGGGAAGCUCUUCUUCUGGGCCGAAAGGUCCGCCUCUCCGUUCCCUCCGCGACAAUGUUGAACCGAUAACUAAGGUUCGUCGCAUGACAAUGCCCGUGAAUUUCAACCCUGGCACUCCUUUGCGCCCAGACAACGCCGGCUCGCAGCUUAGCCAACAAACUAUCCCCGAGGACUCUGCCUUUGAUCUCGAUCGUUCUGAAGCUGAAGCCAGGGAAUGUUGGGUGACCGUCUUUGGAUUUCUUCCCGGUGAUAACAACAAGAUAAUUACCUACUUUGGGCGCCAUGGUGAUAUUGUCGAUCAUCGGAUUCCGGCUCAGGGUAACUGGAUGCAUCUGUGCUACUCGAGUCCAGUCCAUGCAGCGCAAGCAAUUUCGAGGAAUGGGAUUGUCAUGGAGGGACAUGUGAAAGUCGGCGUGGUUCAGUGCACCGACCGGGAUGUAUUAUCUUCAACGGCCGAUCGUUCCUACGUAAACAGAUCCUCCGGUAAUAUCACGAAGAUCCGCGGUCCUGAGUCUUCUAAAGCUGACGUGUCUUACACUCGCGCCUUCUCCAACGUCAACUCGGCCAAUGAUAGCUUCCUCGAUACUUCAUUAAACAAUUCGCGGUAUUCAACUCUGGGCAGAAACGGCAUGCGACCUCUCGCGAUGAAUAUGUCUACUAACAAUGCGAAUUACAGUAUGGACUUGGAUCAAAGCAAGGAUCGCAGUUUCUUCGGAAAGUUGUGGAAUCUCGUCGGA